Molecule: messenger RNA, 1203 nt
Organism: Exserohilum turcica Et28A
Lineage: Eukaryota; Fungi; Ascomycota; Dothideomycetes; Pleosporales; Pleosporaceae
Exons: 2
Coding region: 1-1203 (400 amino acids)
Biological process (GO): endosomal transport; actin filament organization; endocytosis
Cellular component (GO): actin cortical patch; plasma membrane; nucleus
Molecular function (GO): protein binding; calcium ion binding
Source: RefSeq, a predicted model, not a curated record
AUGGCGCCGAAUCGCAUCGAGCAGGACGAAAUUGAAAAGUACUGGGAGAUCUUCAGCUCUCUCAGCAAUGGCGGCACACAUCUCGACGGCGCGCAAGCAGCCCCCGUCCUCAAGAACUCACACCUCAGAGACGACCAGCUAGAGCGGGUGUGGGACUUGGCAGACGUGGACAACGAUGGCAAGCUGGACUUUGAGGAGUUUUGCGUGGCGAUGCGACUCAUCUUUGACCUGAUCAACGGGGUAUCACUAGACGUGCCCAAGGUCCUUCCCGACUGGCUUGUUCCCGAAUCAAAAGCACACCUUGUCCAGGCAACUCGCGCCCUCACCGGCUCCCAACCCGCAUACGAGACGGUCGAGGACGAUGACGACACGCCGGGUCUGCGCGACGGCUUCGACUGGUACAUGUCGCCGGGCGACAAGGCUAAAUACGAGGAAAUCUACACUGCGAACCGCGACGGCCAUGGCAAUAUCGCUUUUGACAGCCUGGCCGGCUUGUUUGAGAGCCUGGAGGACGUGCCGGACUCGGACAUACGCUUCGCAUGGAACCUGGUCAAUCCCAAGGCGAGGGAAAGCGUGGGCAAGGAUGCUGCGCUGGCGUUCCUGCAUAUUCUCAACCAACGAAGCGAAGGGUUCCGCGUUCCGCGUAGCGUUCCCCCGUCUCUCCGCGUCAGCUUUGAAAAGGGCAACAUUGACUACGACCUCAACUCCACGGCCAACUCGCGGUGGGCGGCUACGCGCGACGAGAGCACUUCGACAGGCCGCAAAGCCAAGUUUGGCGACGCAUACCUCACACGGCUCGGUGUGGGCGAUCGCGCCAAUACCUACGGCGCGCGAGGCGGCAAGGGCACAGAUUUCGGCGGUCGCACAACAGAAGACUGGGAGGAGGUGCGGCUAAAGAAGCAACUGCGUGAGCUCGAGCAAAAGAUUGCAGAUGUGGAGAAGGAGGCGGAGAAGCGGCGGCAUGGACGCAACAAGGACAGUAAACCGGCGCUGGUCAAGCGCGAGCUGGAGCUCUUGCUCGACUACAAGCGGAAUGUGCUCAAAGAGCUGGACAACGACGAGGGUGGUGCUGUCAAGGGUCUAGCGGGUAUCAGAGAGGAGAUUGAAACCGUCAGAGAGCAAGUCGAGGGACUACAGGGACAUUUGGACAAUCGGAAGGCCGCCUUGGAGGAUUUGAGGAGGCAAAUUGAGGAUGAGAGGUAG